UAUAAUCUUCCCUUGACUUCAAUAAGACAUGGAUAGAAAAUUUCAAGUAGGCCUACUGUGUGUGUGUGAGUGUGCGUGUGUGCAUGGCCAUUGUUGUGUCCUUGAAAAGUUGUUUGUGUUCGCCUUUUUUUUAGAGGUACACCCUACUCCAUAUACUUCUUUUCCUGGUUUACUCAUUGUGUUUUGUCAGUUUGCCCUUCAAAAAUGAAGCCAUUAGUAUUGGAGGAUUUGGGCAAUGGGAGUGAUCCGUGCGGUGUUUACUAACCUAUUUUGUGAUGAGAAUGCAAAUAAAAAAUAGAGUGAGAAAAUUUUAGAAAAAACAGAACACAUGUACAAUGUAAAAUAGCUAAUUUGUACAUGAAAUGUUUCGCUCACUAUAAUUUUUAUCACGUUUUCUAUUUCUGUGCUAUUUUUAAUUAAAAGAAUACUAAUUUAGUCUUAUUACACAGGAACAUGUUUGAAUUAUCAAUUUUAGAACAUUUAUUUCCAUGAAUCCUGGUAUUCAACUUUAAAUGUAUUUUUAAUUACCUGAAAAUGUACUAAUUCAUCAUGGAGCAUUAUUCUGCACUCCUUAAAGGUGUACUACUAUUGUUAAAUCUAUUUGCCAUUACAGACUCGACAAACUAAUCUUUAAUCUUUCACCACUUUAAGAUGCAAACAUAUGUGCAUAGCUUGUAGUAUUCCGACGCCAUUUGUAGAUUUUCUGAGCACCUUUAACCUUUUGCUUUUACAAUGACUGCAAUAAAUUCACCCCUUCCAGCUGCCAUCUGCAGAACAAUUUGACUUGCACUAUAAUGGAUGGUUUAAUAGGUUGACACUACGUUCAGCAUGUAUGCGAAGCAAACAUUGAUUCAUGUAUUUUUUUCCUGAAUUAUGAGUGUCGAAGCAUUUUUCAGGCCCAGAUACCAUCACCUCUCCAAACAAAAACAUUGCGCAAAUAUUCCUCAAGGCCACAUUCUUGUGAAAUACGUGCAAUGGAUAACUGAGAAGUGAUUCAUCUAAACAUCUGCUCAUAUAAUUUGCGUGCAAACCGUUUCUCCAUUGGCGUGCAUUAAAUUGUAUUGAAUGUUAUUUCAUUCUAAAACAGUAAUAAGUAGUCUAAAGAAGUGCAGCAAAAAAAAAAGACACUUGAAGUAGUAGUUUGGUGACAUAGAUCCAUCCAGCUCUUCUGAGUUCUUAAUGUGAUUUAUGUAGGUACCUGCUAUGGCCUUUAUUCCAUUACUUGGUCGACAACACUGUGUGGAAACAGUUUGAAAAAUAGAUCUCCUUAAUGACCCAUCAUCUUGCAGUCGUCACUAAACCACUGGUGUCCCCGCUUGCAGGAAUAAACGCUCCAUUGUUGUCUCUCUGCCCACACGCGAUCUGACAGCAUUCGUAGGCCUACCUCAUGUAGGAGGAUAAAAGCUACUCAGUUUUGUAGAUGUUAUCACAAGUCUUUGUAGAUGUUGGAAGGAAUUACGUCAAGGGUGUAAGAGAAAAAUGCCAAUUUUUUCAUGAGGCGUUAUUACCAGGCUAUAGCACGGACGCCCUCUAUUGGUUAAACCGAAGGUGUAGAUCAAAGGGAGGCGUAGAGAUAAGACAUUCCCUACCAAUGGUCGAAUACAAUACCAAAUCAUUAAACACAGUGUACACCAGAGCUUCAGUUAAGCCUUCAACACCACCAUGUCCAUCACAGUUAUCUGAGGGCCUGGUUUGUGAGUAGCCUUGUGUUUAAACGUAUUCAAUAAAGCAAGGCCAACGUGUGGUAUUCAAAAACCAAACAAGUCCCAGCAGUGUUUUGAACAGUUCAGCUGUGUCGCGGUGGGCUUGGCAGGCGGAGCGGCGUGCAACAUACGUCUCGCGGCUGCUCCCCUGGCUGCGCGAGGCUGCGCACAGCGUACCAUUCUGAAUGAUACCCACGCGCCCUGUGCUCGCUCCCGCCACAAACUGGAUUCAUUGGUUAUCGACGCGCGCGCUCCGCAAGUUGCCGUACAACCAGGGGAUUGAACCGUUCACUCGUUCCACGUUAAGUUUUCACCUCGUAAAGGGCGUCCUUAGAGCCUACGGGACUUUGGUGAAUUUGUUUGUUAUAAGAGCCGAGAGAACGCCACGUUAAACCUCCCGGGGUGAAAGUAUUUCAUUGAGGAUGGUCAGUAAAGUGAUUUAAAUCCGCCGUUCAUGAGCCGUGUCCUGUGGGAACGGUUUUGUUCGCGGCUCGAUAAUGACGAGGGGGCUGCCGGGGUCGUUGCCUACGGUUUAGCACCAGUCGUUUGAAACGUCUUUUCGGUGGAGAAUGAUCUCCGAAGUGUUUUUGCUCUGAUGGAUGAAGCCGUGCUGGUGGAUCCGCUGUUGAAGACGCCGAGGGGAGAUAACAGCAGCAGCACAACACUACAGAGCGACAGCGAAAGCUAAGCCCAUCGACGCCGACGUUAACAUCAGGUCACCCGCUCUGUUCUGACCCAUACAGGCAGCUGAUUGCAGUGAGUCAGUAUCAUGAGGCAGGCUGCGGGGCUGCCGCAGCAGUGGGGAUCUCAGCGCUAACACUGCCCGGUAGCUCUGACUGCGUCCAGCCAUGACGUCCUGGACAGGGGCCUGAGGCCCGGCCGGAACUUCGAGGACGAGGACCUAGACGUCGUGUCUGAACUGGCCUACAUUCACCCCCGAGACCGGCCCGACUGGGAGGAGACCAUUAGUGCCAUGGCCCGCAGUGCAGAGAUCCCCGAGCUGCGCACAGAGCCCCUCAUGCGCUCGUGCAGCAGCAGCACAGCCAGCAUGAAGGUCAAGAAUGUCAAGAAACUUUCUUUCACCAAGGGACACUUCCCCAAGCUGGCCGAGUGCGCUCAUUUUCACUACGAGAACGUGGACUUUGGCACAAUCCAGCUUUCCCUGGCGGAUGAGCAGUGUGAGGUGACCCGUAACGGCUAUGAGUCCAAAGAACUGGUGUACCUGGUCCAAAUCUACUGUCAGGGCCGGAGCUGGAUUGUGAGGCGCAGCUAUGAGGAUUUCCGUGUGCUGGACAAGCACCUGCAUCUCUGCAUCUACGACCGCCGCUUCUCCCAGCUGCCCGAGCUGCCCCGCUUCGACAGUCUGACGGACCAGUCCGAAUCCGUUUCCCAGAUGCUAUUGGCCUACCUCUCACGGCUCUCAGCCAUCGCUGACAACCAGAUCAACUGUGGGCCCGCCCUCACGUGGAUGGAGGUGGACAACAAGGGGAACCAUCUGUUGGUGCAUGAGGAGUCCUCCAUCAAUGUGCCAGCCAUCGCUGCUGCCCAUGUCAUCAAGCGCUACAUCGCCCAGGCCGCGGACGAGCUGUCAUUUGAGGUGGGUGAUAUUGUGUCGGUCAUUGACAUGCCCCCCAAGGAGGACACCACAUGGUGGAGAGGAAAACACGGCUUUCAGGUUGGCUUCUUUCCCAGCGAGUGUGUGGAGCUGAUAAACGAUAAAGUGCCGCAGUCUGUGACCAACGCAGUGCCAAAGCCAGCAUCGCCAUGCACUGGUCUGCAGCCUGCAUCCUGGAACCUCUUCCCUCCCUACCUGGAGAUGGAGAGUGUAAAACAGGACAAUGUUUGGGUCGCUGACCCCCUAAACCACUACAGCCCUGAUUCAGUGUCUAAGAAGCACGGCAAGCUGAUCACCUUCCUCCGCACCUUCAUGAAGUCGCGGCCCACCAAGCAGAAGCUGAAGCAGAGGGGCAUCCUCCGGGAGAGGGUCUUCGGCUGUGACCUGGGAGAGCACCUGCUGAACUCUGGUCAUGACGUUCCUCAAGUGCUCAAGAGCUGCACAGAGUUCCUCGAGAAGCACGGGGUGGUGGAUGGAAUCUACCGCCUCUCUGGAAUCGCGUCCAACAUCCAGAAGCUGAGGCACGAGUUUGACUCUGAGCAGAUCCCCGACCUGACCAAAGAUGUGUACAUCCAGGACAUCCACUGCGUGGGCUCACUGUGCAAGCUCUACUUUCGAGAGCUGCCUAACCCGCUGCUCACCUACCAGCUCUAUGAGAAGUUCUCUGAUGCCGUAUCGGCCGCCACAGACGAGGAGCGACUCAUCAAGAUCCAUGACGUCAUCCAGCAGCUGCCCCCGCCGCAUUACAGGACGCUGGAGUUCCUCAUGAGACACCUGUCGCACCUGGCCACGUUCAGCUACAUCACCAACAUGCACAGCAAGAACCUGGCCAUCGUGUGGGCACCCAACCUGCUGAGGUCGAAGCAGAUCGAGUCGGCCUGCUUCAGCGGCACGGCGGCCUUCAUGGAGGUGCGCAUCCAGUCGGUGGUGGUGGAGUUCAUCCUCAACCACACCGACGUGCUCUUCAGCGCCAAGCUCAGCUCCCUUAUACGGGAGGGCGCAGGCCACAACUCGCUGUCGCGGCCCAAGUCUCUGCUGGUGUCCUCUCCCUCCACAAAGCUGCUCACCCUGGAGGAGGCCCAGGCCCGCACGCAGGCCCAGAUCAACUCCCCCGUCACUGAGGACAGCAAGUACAUCGAGGUGGGCGAGGGGCCCGCCGCCCUGCAGGGCAAGUUCCACACAGUCAUCGAGUUUCCCACCGAGAGGAAGAGGCCUCCGGUCAAGGCCAAGAAGUCCCCGGUGGGCAGCUGGCGGUCCUUCUUCAACCUGGGGAAGUCGUCCUCCAUGUCCAAACGCAAGCUGCAAAGGAACCCCAGCGAGCCCAGCGAGCUCAAAGCCAUGGCCCUAGCCGGUGGGAGAGGAGACACGGCAACGCUGAGAUCGGCCAAGAGUGAAGAGUCCCUGACGUCCCUGCACAACGUCCAGGGAGAGUCCAAGGCCUACCGUCCGCGGCGGCCCCGCUCCAGCAGUGACGCCCUCUCCCCCUCCUUCGCCAACGAGCUCCUGGACGGCGGCCACCACCCACACCACCACCGCCGCGGGCGCCAGUCCGACUCCUACGACAACCUGGACGCGGCGGCGGCGGCGGCGGCUGGCGGCGGCGAGAGCGACGGGGACGACGGCCCCAUCCGCGUGCCGGCCCUCAUCUCGCCGCCCCGCUGCUCGGCCGCCUCGGGCGCCAACGGCGGCGAGGACGUGGACCUCAGCCCGCCCGACAUGGGCGUGGCCUCGCUGGACUUUGACCCCAUGUCCUUCCAGUGCAGCGGCCCCGACACGUCCUACGCCUUCCCCCUGGACGAGACGACGGGCGCGGCCGGAGGGGAGGGGCUCUGCUUCAGGACCCCGGGCUCGGGCAGCGCCUCGUCCGUCGCCGACGAGGCCCUCUCGCCGUUCCCCCUGGGGCCCCUCAACUUCCUGCUGCCGCCCGCCGAGCCCGGACGCACGGCCGGAGAGAAGGCGGGCGGCAUGAGGAUGAUGACGACGUCGUACUCGUACACGGACAAACCCACGCAGGCCGUCUCGCCCAUCAAAUGCGGGAAGUCAGCCAGCGCGGACUGGCUGUCCGCCUCGGAUCUCUUCCCCACAGAGCUGUCGCCCGGCGGGGAGGCCAGCCUCAGCCAGGCCUUCCAGCUGGAGCUGCAGGGCAAACUUGCCACGGCCGACAGCCGGGAGUCGAAACUCAAAGGGAGCUCGGAGCCACCGCAGAACGGCGCCGCGAAAGAGCACCAAGGAGCCAUAGCACUGGACACUUCAAAGGACCCCUCCCCAGCCCCUCCUCCUCCUCUCGCCCCUGCAGCCCAGCACUCCGCCCCUCCCCCUCCCCCACCCAAGACCUCCGCCCGCAUGCUGGCCCUGGUCCUGGCCGAAUCGGCCCAGCAAGCCUGCGUUCAGGUCCAGAGCGAGUCCCCCGCCGCGCUGGAGGCCGCGCCCUCCUGUCCCGUGGCCCCCCAGCCCAAGCCUCGCUCGGUCAGGGAGGGCCCCUCAGACGGAAGCUCCACGAAACCAAAGUCGACGGCCGUCCAUUCGGGGGGGGACCCGCCGCCGCAGGAACCCCUCUGCACGCGCCCGGACCCUCCACCCGGCCACACGCUCGCCAGCAAGCCUUCGCCAGCAGCGACCCUGGAGACGGGCUUCAGCGUACACACCACAGCUUUUCCCGCUCCUCUGAACCAGGGCCCCCUCUUAGCCGGCUCCACCAGCCAGGGGCCCCUCGGCCAGAGGAGCCCAGAGAGGCAGCAGAGGCAGCCCCGCGGCGCCGCGCCGCUACCGGUUAGCACCAGCACGUCUUCCACCGUCUCGGGUCCCGGCAGCACGGCCCGCUGCCAGGGGGCCGCUGCCGCGCCACAGCCGGCUCCUGAGGUCAAGUUAAGAGAGAGCGUGCCGCCCCCAACCCUUCCGAAGCCCACAGAGCGCCACUCGCUGAUGGCCCACCAGCCCAAGCCGGUGGCCCUCUCCCUGUCCCAGCAUCCACCACAACCCCAGCCCCAGCCCUCCACUCAGCCCACACCUCCAGCCCAGCCGGACACCCAGCCCCAGACAGCACUCCAGACAGCACUCCAGACAGCACCCCAAACAGCCCCCCAAACAGCAACCCCGCUCGCACCCCAGUCAGCUUCACAGCCAGCGCCCAGGACGGAAGGGCCUGCGCCCCAGACCGUGCCCCAGACGAACCAGGCCGCGCCCCAGGCCGCGCCCCAGACCGCCCCCCACACCGCCCCCCACACUGCCCCCCACACCGCCCCCAACACCGCCCCCCACAGCGCCCCCCACAGCGCCCCCCACACCGCCCCCCACACCGCCCCCCACACCGCCCCCCACACCGCCCCCCACACUGCCCCCAACACCGCGCCCCACACCGCCCCCCACACCGCCCCCCACACCGCCCCCCACACUGCCCCCAACACCGCGCCCCACACCGCCCCCCACACCGCCCCCCACACCGCCCCCCAGACCGCCCCCCACACCGCCCCCCACACCGCCCCCCACACCGCCCCCCACACUGCCCCCAACACCGCGCCCCAGACCGCCCCCCACACCGCCCCCCACACUGCCCCCAACACCGCGCCCCAGACCGCCCCCCACACCGCGCCCCUUCCCCAGUCUUACGGCCCCGCCCCGCCCCGGCCACAAGUGGCCCAGCUGGCCCAACCUCAGUCGCAGGCCAAGGUGAGCGCCCGCGUGGCUCCCACCACAGCGGAGACGACAGAGAAGCCGUGGGAGGCCAUCGAGCCAACGCAGCCCCCCCGCGGGGCCCCCGAAACGCCGCAGCCUCCGUCCAGGGAGCCCCCCGGCCCCACGCCCCCGGCCCCGCCCGUCCGCACCAUGGAGAGCAAGCUGGCGGCCGCCGCCCUCAGCCACAGCGAGGGGUCCAUGCCCAGCGCCCACCCCGACGACACCCCCCACUACGGCCCGCCGUCCCCCCGCAAGUCCAACAACCACCAGCCGGCCUACCUGUACCACACCCAGGGGGAGGCGGUCUCGCUGGAGCCCCCCGGACCGGCCUACUACCACCACCAGCACGGCAGUAUCCCCGUGGGCCCCCCCGCCCCGGCGCAGCACCACUACCGGCCCGACGCCGUGCCGCCGCCGGCAGCCCCCCACCACUCCUACGUCUCCAAGUCGGAGCCCCACAUAGCGUACCGGGCCCACAUGGACGGGCGCUACAGCACCCUGGGGCCCAGGUCCACCCACCACUCCAUCAAGUCCCGGAGCAACCACACCCGCAGCAUGUACAUCUCCCCCGGGCACCUGGUCCAGGGCCAGGGCUACGUCUCUGCCGACCGGAUCCCCGGGUACCCCACCAUCCGCAGGGUGCACUCCAUGCACGUGCCCUCCGCCAUCCGCACGGUGCCCGUCCUGCGCACCGAGGUCCCCCCCGAUGACGAGCUGUUCUUCUACCACCGGGCGGGCUUCCCCUGCAAGGCCUUCCAGCAGCAGCAGCAGCAGGCCGCGCAGCAGCAAGCCGCGCAGCAGCAAGCCGCGCAGCAACAGGCCGCGCAGCAACAGGCCGCGCAGCAACAGGCCGCCGCCCAGCAGCAGGCCGCGCAGGCCGACUACCACGUCACCCAGCUGCAGCCUUACUUUGAGAACGGCCGGGUGCAGUACCGCUACAGCCCCUACUCGGGCUCCAGCCCGCUGGAGGCGCCCUUCUACGACGUGGACCCCUACGGCAGCAUCCGCCUCCGACACGUCCACUCGUACGGCAGCCGGGAGCUGGGGGGCACGCUGGGCCGCCACUCGGGGAGCAAGGCCAGCGGCUACCACUACCUCUCCCGCCACGGCAUCCCGCCGGGCAAGGAGCACAGCUUCGUCAGCAGGGACAUGCCCCCCGGCCACGGCCCCAAGGGGGGGCCCGUCUACCUGUCCUGGGACCCCGAGGAGUGCGAGCGGCUCCGCAUGCACUCCAUCCGCAGGGAGAGCCGGGCCCGGCAGAAGAUGAAGGGGCCCGUGCUGUCCCAGUACGACAACGUGGGCGUGUACCCGGCGCCGGACCCCUCGGGCUACGACAGCCUGCACCUCCGCAGCAAGUCGGACCCCGGGAAGGCGGCGCAGAUGGCGGCGGCGGAGGCCAAGGAGGGCCGACACCCCCAGCCCAGGAGCCUGGCACCGGACGCAGACGUCCUGAUGUACGUUGAGACCUGCCGGCCCGACGGCCCGACCAAUCAGGGCGACUCCAGAAGGUGCCAGUCGUCCAACUCCCUGUCCGCCUCCUCUAGCCACAGCCUCUCGGCACCGCACGACGCCAAACACCAGCACGGCGCCGACGAGCUCUGCGGGGGAUCCGGCCGCUCCAAACACUGGCAGCAGGAGCACCCCAACAAGAGGGGCUUUGUGCCCCGCUACGAACGCCCCGAGGCCGACCGCCACCAGGCCAAGGCCCCCAGCGGCGGCUACCACGGCCCCGAGGAGCCGGCCUGGAGGGAGCAGCCGGCGCGCUCCAAGCCCGAGCGCUCUCACAGCAUGAGGGACCCGCCACCGCUCCACGCCCCGGCUCAGCCAGACGCCGAGCAGGACUACUCCUACCACAAGCGCGGCGGCAAGGCGGCCCCCUCGCACUAUGACAACUUGGACGACUACCACCAAGUACCUCAGCCACAGGCGCCCGUCCAGAAGCGCGGGCUGGGCCACGGCACCUUCCCUACUCCCGCAUUCACCGCGGUCCACAGCAACAGAGCCUACACCACGGCUCUGGGCCAAGGUGCCUUCCUCCAGGCGGAGCUGGCCAUCGCACGGCCGGAGACCGAAAUAUGUACAGAAUAGGAGAGACCCCUUUUCUUUUGUGUUUGGCAGGGAUGUCGAAAUUAACUUAUGCCGCGUAGAAGAAAAGCUGACAUUGAACAGCCUCUGCAGGACAGGGGACUGUCAUAUGACCAUUAUUUUUGUUGGCCCGUAUUUUUAAUGAAUUGUAAUUAAAACCUUAAAAAAUUGACUUUUUACAGAAAGUAUGAAAUGUACCGGAAAGUGUCUAUUGUCCAGCCGGUCAUGUUGUGGUGAUUGAUUUGGACAAUAGUCUUAAAUAUAUAUAUAUAUAUAUAUAUAUAUAUAUAUACACUAAAGACAAUGUGGUACAUUAAACAAGACACUGCAGAGAUGUUGGACAAACAGCCUAUAUCAAUAGAAGACGAGCAAAAGGUUUUAUGUUCAUUUUUUUCAUUAUUUUUUCUAGACUAGGCGCUGGGUACAAGCAUUAACUGGGAUUAAGGUUUUGCAUUUUAGAAAUGCAUGUAAUCUUGGUCUAUUACAGGACAAUUCUGUGUACUUCCCUCUCCAUCGCGCACGUCUGGAUGUGACAGCACAAGUCCGUGUGGGAGGAGGCCCGUUAGUCAGCAGGCCCCGCGCUGUGCGCCCCAACCCCUUCCGGCCUCAGUAUAAUCAGCCCAAUGAGAUGGUUGAGAUACACUGUCCGUAAAGUUUUCAAACAUUGAGGGGGAACUGGGGAGGGCAGAGUAUGAAAGAUUGACGAUCAAGCAAAUAUAGUGUUUAUUAAUGUCUUUGCUCUAUGUGUGACUGUGCCAUUUUUAUGUACAUUUGCUAUAGAGAAGAAAUAUACAGAAAAAUUGGAAUUGCUGAAAUUCUAAUUUAUGUUGAUUUUUCUUUUGGUUCUUGUUUGUUCUACAUUGUACGAGGGACCAAGCAGUUUGUGAACGGACUGGUUGGAGUACUCACUUGCACAGGAUUAGGAGGAAGCUGAAUGAGUGAAUGGCUGUUGAUGAUAUUAGUUGUGUAAAAGAUUAUAUUUCCUUCUCUUUUUCAUCCAUUUCGAAGAAUAUACGUGAACUGGAAUAACUGAAUAAAGUAACCUGAUAACAAAGUCUUCUCAAACAAGGCGAUAAAUAACGCUUUGCCAACUUUCUUUUGUUGAUAACUUGAGACCUAACGUUGCUACCACUUACACCCCUUUAUACCCCCCUUAUAUUACAAGCAAUUAAAAAUUGAUGGUUAAUCCACAAGUAGAUUCUGGUGUAACAUUUAACCUCAAUAUUUGUCACAUCCUGUUUGUUAACACUUGGGCUAUAAACUCUAGAGAUUAUUCCAUUUUAUGUACAAUGAUUUCUUGACAAAAAUAUUAAUCAUUCAAUCAUUGUUUUUAUAGUAACAUGGGGCUGAGCAUUUUCAGAAUUGCAUUUUCUGGUUUGCUCUAAAUUCUAGUUAUUGGUGGCCCCAGUUUUUCUUUUUACAAAGUUCCCUUGUUUGCUUCCGUCAGCCAACAUUGACUAUUAACCUAAAUACACCUGUAACCCUUGUCCAGAUGAGGCUCUCAAAGUUAAGAAGCGCUGUUUACUUGAAUGUAAAGCACCCAUAUUUGAAAAUUGAGUUUUCUAAAAAAGGUAUAUGAUAAAGAAACAAUAAAAUCUGUUCUUAAACGGG
This is a messenger RNA of Gadus macrocephalus (Pacific cod), 10686 nucleotides long. It is a transcript of the gene arhgap32b, whose product is annotated as Rho GTPase activating protein 32b. The record is from RefSeq and is a predicted model, not a curated record. Gene Ontology annotation, biological process: small GTPase-mediated signal transduction. The transcript is spliced from 25 exons. NCBI's taxonomy places the organism in Eukaryota, Metazoa, Chordata, Actinopteri, Gadiformes, Gadidae. Gene Ontology annotation, cellular component: Golgi apparatus; fibrillar center; nucleoplasm. The coding region runs from base 2677 to 9078 and encodes 2133 amino acids. Gene Ontology annotation, molecular function: protein binding; phosphatidylinositol binding; GTPase activator activity.